Molecule: messenger RNA, 2091 nt
Organism: Hyla sarda
Lineage: Eukaryota; Metazoa; Chordata; Amphibia; Anura; Hylidae
Gene: LRRC17
Product: leucine rich repeat containing 17
Exons: 4
Coding region: 501-1799 (432 amino acids)
Cellular component (GO): plasma membrane
Molecular function (GO): protein binding
Source: RefSeq, a predicted model, not a curated record
AAUGCAGAUCUCUUUGCUACAACAAACUCAGAGAGCACAGAGUAGGAAUUCUUUUAUGUUUCACAGUACAGGCUGGAAAUGCGUUUCAAGACACAGAUCAAACUCCUAGCCUCCUCUGUACAGACAAAUGUAAUGGUUUGCAGAAAUGAAUAUUUAGCUGCAAUUCCCUGAAGCAGGAUCAAUGGAGGAGGAGGAGGUUUACUAGGGCAGACUAUUCACAAAUGUGGAUACCGAGACAAGCUGUACAACUAGUACUCGAACAUAAAAGAUCUACUAUGGUUUCUUUACAAGCUCCUUUUGUGCCAGGGGAUCCAGUCUUUCCUUGAGACACAAGUUUCUUCCAAUACAACUCAGUUCACUUCCUUAUGACUCGACCUAUACAGCUGUGGAUGCAUAUUUAAAGAAACAAAAAGUAGAGGGGUUCCAACUAUCCUAGCUGUGAACUCUGCUUGAAGAAACUUCACUGCAGUACUGGGAAUCAGAGCCAGCUGGAUGUCAGGAUGCAAGUGGCUACCCUAAUAAUAUUACUUUUUUUUUGUAAAGCAUCUGAGUUUAGGAAGGUAAGAAGAAACAACCGAGGAAAUAAUGACAAAUCAAGAAAAUCUUCUAGUACUGUUAAACGCUAUGCACCAGGAUUACCAUGUGAGAUAUACACAUAUAUUAACGAAAAAUAUUUGGACUGUCAGGAGAGGAAGCAAACAACUAUAGCAAAUGAUUGGCCAGAAGAUCUGAUUCACAUUCUGCUGGCAAGAAACAGAAUUCGUAUUAUAAAAAAUAAUGCAUUUUCUAGGUUUCAAAAUCUAAAGAGUCUGGAUUUGCAACAAAAUGAAAUCACAAAAAUUGAGCAUCAGGCUUUCUUUGGAUUAAAAAGACUGACAACUCUUCUACUGCAACAUAACCGGAUAAAAAUCUUAUCAGAGGAAGUAUUUAUUCACAUGCCACGACUUACUUACCUUCGGCUUUAUGACAAUCCUUGGGACUGCAACUGUGAGCUGGAGUCCCUUGUAACAUUAUUACAAAUUCCACGAAACAGGAAUUUUGGAAAUUAUGCCAAGUGUGAAAACCCAGCAGAAUUGAAAGAUCAAAAAUUGAAACAGAUCACACCUCAAGUGAUAUGCCAAGAAGAAGGAGAUGAAAAACCUAAACCAUUGGAAGGAUCCAAGGUCACUAGACCUUCUGUGGAUUCAACACUUUGUCAUACAUAUUUAUAUCCAAUUGCAACACUAGAUUGCAGAAGAAAAGAAUUACAACAAGUUCCAACUGACAUUUCCCCAGACAUCAUCAAACUGGAUCUCUCGAGCAAUAAAAUCAAACGACUUCAAGCAAAACAGUUUAAAGAUGUUCCAAAUCUGAACAUUUUAAAUCUAAGCAACAAUGGAAUAGAAUUUAUAGACUCAGAUGCAUUUUCGGGUCUCAUGAACCUCCAUGAAUUAGACUUGUCGGAAAACAAGCUCUGCAAUUUCCAGUAUGGUGUCCUGGAAGAUUUGUACUUUUUGAAAAAGUUAUGGCUCAGGGAUAACCCGUGGAGAUGUGACUACCACAUUCAUUACUUGUUCUACUGGCUAAAACAUCAUUACAAUGUAAAUUACAAUGGCUUGGAAUGUAAGGAGCCAGAAGAGUAUAAAGGAUGGUUUGUCGGGAAAUAUGUCAGGAGUUACUAUGAGGAAUGUCCAAAUGAGAAAUUCCAGGUUCAUGCAGGGAAAGAUGAAGAGGAAUGGGAGAAAUUAGAAGGAGACAAGAGGCAAACACAAAUUGAAUCUGCAAAAACACAUGGUGUCCUAUUAACAGUGUUGACAUAAUCUACUGCUAACUUAAUUAGAGAUUUUUGCUUACAGAAUAAAACAGAAUUUAGAAUUUUUGUUAAAUUCAGCAAGUAUUUUUCUAAAAAGUUUACAGCAAUUUAAAACUUUUUUGACAUCUGCUUCAGAGGUUUCAUUAGGUGUUUCUGUUGCAUUUUCAAACCUUCACAAAUUCUGAAGAAAAUAGUGUAGCAUGCAGCAAUAUUGGGGGAGAUUUAAAACUUUUAAAAGUUGUUGAGUUGCCCAUAGCAACCAAUCAGACUGCUUCUUUGAUUUUUGAAAAGGCCUCUGA